CUGGCAAGGGCUGCCUGGUGGCUUCUCCACUGGGAAACCGAGGUCUAAAUGGAAAUGUGGGGCCAAGGUCUGUGUCUCUCAGCCCUAGGUUCCCCUCUGGUUCCACAGCAUCUAAAGGUCAGAAAAAAUAUGGCCCAAGCAGACCAGCGGAGGAGGAGAAGGCACAUGGGGAGAGGCCAUUGGGUUACCCAUUAACUCAGCCAAGAGUUGAAGGGCCGACGGGCAGGAGGCAGACUUGAAUCUCCUUUCUCUUCCUUGGCUUGGCCUGCUGCUUCAGGUCCACCCACAACUCCGAGAUGGCCUCUGGGCCUAUGCUCAGGGCUGUCCAAGGAGUGCUGCAGAGGGAGAUGGUGCGGGAGUUCCUGUCGGAGUUCAUGAGCACCUAUGUCAUGAUGGUGUUUGGCCUUGGAUCCGUGGCUCACAUGGUUCUAGGAGAUCAAAAGCUUGGAAGUUUCCUUGCUGUCAACUUGGGGUUCGGCUUUGGAGUUGCCAUGGGAGUGCAUGUGGGAGGUGGCAUCUCUGGGGCCCACAUGAACUCAGCGGUGACCUUCGCCAACUGUGCACUUGGCCGGCUGCCCUGGAUGAAGUUCCCUGUCUACGUGCUGGGUCAGUUCCUGGGCUCCUUCUUGGCGGCAGCCACCACCUACCUACUUUUCUACGGGGCCAUUGACCACUUUGCAGGCGGACGCCUGUUGGUGACCGGUCCCAGGUCCACCGCAAACAUUUUUGCUACCUAUCUCCCUGAACACAUGACGUUGUGGCGGGGCUUCCUGGAUGAGGUGUUCUUGACCGGGCUACUACAGCUGUGUAUCUUCGCCAUCACGGAUAAGGACAACAGUCCAGCCCUCAAGGGGACAGAAGCCAUGGUGAUAGGCAUCCUUGUUUCUGUUAUCGGGGUGUCCCUAGGCAUGAACUCCGGAUACGCGAUCAACCCAUCCCGUGACCUGCCUCCCCGAUUCUUCACUUUCAUUGCUGGCUGGGGCAAACAAGUGUUCAGUGCUGGGAACAACUGGUGGUGGGUGCCGGUGGUGGCACCCAUCUUGGGUGCCUACAUAGGUGGCGUCGUGUACCUGAGCUUAAUUCACCUCAGCAUACCACAGGAGCCUCCUCAGAGACUGGAGAAUUAUGUAACAGAACAGAAGAUAACCGUAUCACCCAAUGAACUCCUAAGCCCCCUCUCUUCUACCCCAGCUCCCGCCCAAUCUGUCCCACCCCUGUGUGGCUCUGUACCUCUAGAGCGCUUCUAAUCAGAGCAAGCUUAUCUGUAACCACAAUCCUACUGCAAUAAAAUGCACCUCACACCCA
Acomys russatus (golden spiny mouse) is the source of this 1305-nucleotide messenger RNA. RefSeq names its product aquaporin 7 (gene Aqp7). Gene Ontology annotation, molecular function: urea transmembrane transporter activity; glycerol channel activity; water channel activity. The transcript has 7 exons. Bases 297 to 1247 code for a protein of 316 amino acids. Gene Ontology annotation, cellular component: plasma membrane; basolateral plasma membrane. The record is from RefSeq and is a predicted model, not a curated record. Gene Ontology annotation, biological process: glycerol transmembrane transport; water transport. NCBI's taxonomy places the organism in Eukaryota, Metazoa, Chordata, Mammalia, Rodentia, Muridae.